This is a messenger RNA of Onthophagus taurus, 690 nucleotides long. RefSeq names its product pupal cuticle protein 27-like. Lineage: Eukaryota; Metazoa; Arthropoda; Insecta; Coleoptera; Scarabaeidae. Gene Ontology annotation, cellular component: chitin-based extracellular matrix. Gene Ontology annotation, molecular function: structural constituent of chitin-based larval cuticle. The record is from RefSeq and is a predicted model, not a curated record.
AAAAAACAUCCUCAAAUACAAGAACACCUAACAAACUAGAUCAAAGAAAAUCAUGAAAACCAUUUCGUGUUUAGCACUCUGUUUCAUCUCUACAGUGAUUUGUGGAAAAUUAGAUAAAACUUAUUUACCACCAAACUCAGCUGGGGGAUCCGGAGGAAAUGAAAAUAUUCUCAACACUCCAAUUAAUCCGGAUGAGUCUAAAUACACCAUAGCUUCACCUUCACCUGUUUAUGGGCCAGCUCACCACGAUGAAAGACAAAGCAACAUCCAAAGAUCCAAUAACCCAGAAGCUCGCGCUAACUUAAUCAAAUUCGACAACAACAAUGAUGGAAGUGGUAAUUACCACUUUGAUUUUGAAACUGAAAAUAGAAUUCGCCACGAAGAACACGGCCAAAUCAAACAAGAUGGUGAAGCUGUGGUUGUUCAAGGAAGUUAUUCUUAUGUUGGAGAUGAUGGAAAAACGUAUACUGUAACGUACAUCGCCGAUGAAAAUGGAUUUCAACCAGCCGGAGAACAUAUCAACGAGGCUAUAACCAAAACGGCUUCCGAUGCGGCGAGAUUGAGUGUUAAUGAUGUUCAUAGCGGAUCUAAUGGAUACGCUAGUAAUAAUUAUGAAGGUGUUAAUGCGAAAAGUGAAAAUGUAAAUGGUGGAUAUCAAUAUUAAAUUCUUUGAUGUAAAUUUUAAAAUGA